Molecule: messenger RNA, 1164 nt
Organism: Nylanderia fulva
Lineage: Eukaryota; Metazoa; Arthropoda; Insecta; Hymenoptera; Formicidae
Product: NEDD8-conjugating enzyme UBE2F
Source: RefSeq, a predicted model, not a curated record
AAUCUUUAGUAUCACUUUAUCGAUGGUUCGAGUUUGUACGUUAGCGUUUGUGAUUUUGUCAAUGAUUAACACUUGCGCGUGCAAAUUAAUUAUCUGAAAAAUUAGAAAUGAGAAAGCCUCCUUUACGGACACUUUAACGGACGAGUUUUAGGGGACAGAGAAACGAAACUCCUCAAAUUCGGCAACGAAAGGCUUUGCUUUUCUGUGAAUGAAAGUUUUUAGAGCGGCUUAAUAUGAUUACAUUACGUGGAACUAAAAAGGACAAUGAUAUAACAAAUUCAAAGAACAACAAUAGACGAGUUUCAAUACGUGAUAAAUUACUUAUUAAAGAGGUGCAAGAGAUGGAACAGACAUUGCCAAUAACUUGUCAAGUCACAUUCAAAGACCCACAUUGUCUACAUGAAUUUAUACUGUUAAUUAUACCAGAUGAAGGAUACUGGGUCGGUGGUCAUUUUUAUUUUCAAAUUUAUAUAACAGAGGAAUAUAACAUGGCGCCCCCAGUAGUGAAAUGCUUAACAAAAUUAUGGCAUCCUAAUAUAAGUGAGGAUGGUGAUGUAUGUCUUUCCAUUUUAAGACAGAGUAGCAUUGAUGGAUUAGGAUGGGCACCAACUCGCAAACUAAAAGACGUUGUAUGGGGUAUAAAUUCUCUCUUCACUGAUCUCUUAAAUUUUGACGAUCCUUUAAACAGAGAUGCAGCAGAUUUAUUUAUUAAGGACAAAGAAUCCUUUCGAAGUAAAGUUAAAGAUUAUGUAAUGCAAUAUGCAAAUAGAUGAUUUAUAUUGUAACGUUUUAAAGCAAGACUAAUUAUGUACAUUUAUCAUAUUGGUUUGAUGCCCUUUUUGAGUAAACGAGUUAAAAACUUGCUCAAAUCUGCUUUAGAUGGAUAUAAUUUAAUUCAAUUUAAUAUUUUGCUAGUCUUCUUUUGCCUGAAAGAGAUUACUAUAAUUUUCAAUUUUAUAUAAUUAAAUUUUCGGGUUGUUAUCGAGUGGAAUUAUAUUCAUAUACACAUUAUAAUCUCUCUAUAUAUAUAUGAAGAAAUUGUAAAUGUAUAAACAGGAUUAAAAAUGCAUCACAUGUACAAUAAUAUUCUUUCUCUCCAUGAGACAUAAUGUAAUGUUUCAUCAGGACAUCUGUAAAUAAAAUGGGUGUUUAAUAAUACUCAAA